AUGACGAAGAGGCCAGCUGAAGAUUCACUUGAUGAACCCGUCGAGAUAGACUCGCCCGCUUCGAAGCGGCCCAAGAUCUAUUCUUCGGAAGAACCAAUAGACACGACCACCCUCACAGACCGAACAGAACAGAGAUGGAAUGGCAAUGGACACGAUUUAAAUGAUGAUACACCAACUACAGAUAAUCGAGGAGAAAAUGAAGCUGGAGAAAUAGCUGCAGAGGAAUCAGACUUGGAGGAGGACGAUACUCGCCAUCGAACCGUUCGGCAAAACGCACCUCUGGAAGGAUACGAUGACUUAUACCUGGAUACAAUACAAAGAGGUGCACUAGACUUUGAUUUCGAGAAGCUAUGUUCCGUCUCAUUAUCGAAUAUCAAUGUCUAUGCGUGCUUAGUAUGCGGCAAAUACUAUCAAGGACGCGGACCCAAAUCGCAUGCCUACUUUCACGCCCUCGAGGUCGAACACCAUGUGUUUAUUAACAUGGAGACGAAGAAGGUUUAUGUGUUGCCGGAAGGAUAUGAAGUCAAGAACAAGAGCUUAGAUGAUAUUAAAUACGUUGUUGAUCCUCACUUCUCUAAGGAGGAAGUGGCAAAGCUGGACAAGACGGUUAUAGAUGCCUUUGAUCUAUUGGGCAAACGUUACAGGCCAGGGUUUGUUGGAAUGAAUAAUAUCAAGUCCAAUGACUAUCUAAACGUUAUAGUUCAACUGCUUGCACAUGUCCGCCCCAUCAGGAACUUCUUUUUACUACAUGACUUUCCGGCUCUAAGCACCCCCCAGCUUCCUCUGAGAUUCGGAAUGCUAGUGCGCAAACUGUGGAAUCCCCGAGCAUUCAAAGCACAUGUCUCGCCGCACGAAUUACUCCAGGAGGUUGCCAUACGGUCGUCUAAACGGUUUACCUUAACGAAGCAGUCAGACCCGAUCGAGUUUCUCUCGUGGUUUUUAAAUAACCUCCAUCUGACUUUGGGGGGCUCUAAGAAGCCAUCAUCAAAGCCAACUAGUGUGAUUCAAUCAGCUUUCCACGGUAAACUUCGAAUUGAAAGCCAGGCUAUCACGGCCAGGUCUGACAGCGCGAAUGCCCGUCUUGUAUUCUCUGAAUCAAGCACCACCACAUCACAGGUUAACCCAUUUCUAAUGCUCACAUUGGAUCUUCCUCCUACUCCUCUAUUUCAAUCCUCAAACAAGGACUCCAUUAUACCCCAAGUUCCUCUUACCACCCUCCUAAACAAAUACAACGGUAUAACUGCAUCUGAGAAACUCGCCCAUCGCGUACGACAUCGGUUGUUACACCCUCUUCCGCCUUACCUUCUAUUCCACAUCAAGCGGUUCAGCAAAAAUAAAUUUGUCGCUGAGCGAAACCCCACUAUCGUUACUUUCCCAUCGCCCCAUGGGCUUGACAUGUCACCAUAUGUUGAACCGGACCCAUCUAUAUGGCCCCCAGGCGAACCCAUUAUUUAUGAUCUGGUAGCAAAUGUCAUUCUUGAUGCUGCAGUGAAUGUUCCAGGCGGUCCCGAAAACGCUGCAAACAGCGCGGAGACGGCCAAAGAUUUGACUGAGACUGGCCCAUCUGCCUCCAGUACGUCAACCACACCGGGCGCAGCCGCGGGUAAUCAAAAGGUGUCAUGGCUUAUCCAACUACAUGAUAAGGCCAUGGCUACGGAGAAUUCCCAGCAGCAGCAACAGAAGGGCCCAGAGUGGUUGGAGGCCCAGGAUCUAUGGGUCAAGCGUACAGAAAGUGAGACUCUAUUUACGCGGGAAGGGUAUCUGAUGGUCUGGGAAAGGAGGAAGACAAAACCUCCAGGAAGUAAGUGA
Messenger RNA from Nannizzia gypsea CBS 118893, 1809 nucleotides. Its product is annotated as U4/U6.U5 tri-snRNP-associated protein 2. The transcript is spliced from 2 exons. Gene Ontology annotation, molecular function: zinc ion binding; cysteine-type deubiquitinase activity. The record is from RefSeq and is a predicted model, not a curated record. Lineage: Eukaryota; Fungi; Ascomycota; Eurotiomycetes; Onygenales; Arthrodermataceae. Bases 1 to 1809 code for a protein of 602 amino acids. Gene Ontology annotation, biological process: mRNA processing; protein deubiquitination; spliceosomal complex assembly.